This is a messenger RNA of Gilbertella persicaria, 606 nucleotides long. Its product is annotated as F1 complex, delta/epsilon subunit of ATPase. The coding region runs from base 64 to 549 and encodes 161 amino acids. The record is from RefSeq and is a predicted model, not a curated record. Gene Ontology annotation, molecular function: proton-transporting ATP synthase activity, rotational mechanism. NCBI's taxonomy places the organism in Eukaryota, Fungi, Mucoromycota, Mucoromycetes, Mucorales, Choanephoraceae. The transcript has 5 exons. Gene Ontology annotation, biological process: proton motive force-driven ATP synthesis.
ACACUAAUUUUUGUAAAAGCAAAUCCCCUCUUCGUUGAAAGAAAACUUUUUUUUUAGACAACAAUGAACGUUCUCGCCAGAUCUGCCCGUGCUGCCAUGAAGCCUAUGGCUCGUUUCUAUGCUACUGAAGCUGCUGCUGCUUCUGAAGCUCUUCGUUUGACCUUUGUUGUCCCUCACAAGGCCAUCUACAAGUCCACCAGUGUUCAACAAGUCAACUUGGCUGCUACCUCUGGUGACAUGGGUAUCCUCGCCAACCACGUUCCUACUAUUGAACAAUUGAACCCUGGUGUUGUCGAAGUCAUUGAAUCUUCUGAAAUCACCAAGAAGUUCUUUGUUUCUGGUGGUUUCGCUACCAUCAACCCUGAUAGCUCUCUCAACAUCAACGCUGUUGAAGCUUUCCCUCUUGAAGAAAUCUCUCUUGAACGUGUUCAAUCUGGUCUUGCUGAAGCUCAACGUCAAGCUGGUAGUGCCACUACUGACCAAGAAAAGGCUGCUGCCAAGAUCGAAGUUGAAGUUUACGAAGCUCUUCAACACGCCUUGUCCAAGUAAAUUGUAUAGUACCAAUAUAGGAUGAUUUAAAAAAAUAUAUAUUGUUUAAAAAAAUAU